CGGUGGCGGCUGCCGGGAAAGGAGCGGGAGGAACCGGCGGGAUACACCGGGAAACACCGAGAUACACCGGGAAACACCGAGAUACACCGGGAUACACCGGCACUCAUCGGGAUACACCGCAACCGGGACCGGGACCUGCCGGGAGCGGGACCGGGAUCCCCAGGGACCCACCGGGAGCUGAAUCGGGGCCCACCGGGAGCCACCGGGAGGGGACCAGGACCUACCAGGACCCACGGAAACCCACCGAAAGCAGAACCAGGACCACGGAAACCCACUGAAAGCAGAACCGGGACCGACCGGGACCCACUGGGACCCACCAGGACCCACUGAAAGCAGAACCAGGACCCACCGAGACCCACCGGGACUCACGGGGAAGAGAACCAGGACCCCCGGGACCCACCGGGAGGGGACCGGGACCCACCGGGACCUACCAGGACCCACUGAAAGCAGAACCAGGACCCCCCGGGACCCACCAGGACCCACCGAAAGCAGAACCAGGACCCCCCGGGACCGGACCGGGCCCCCCCCGCGAUGUUGUCCCCCGCCAGCCGGCGGCUCCUGGCCCUGCUGCUCCCCGAGCGCGGGCGGUGGGCGCUCGUGGGGGUGCUAAUGGCGGCCGCGGCCCUCGGUGAGGUGGCCGGCCCCUACUUCACGGGCCACGUCGCUGACCGGGUGAUGCGGGAGGAGGACGCGUGGGCGGCCGUGUGGCCCUUGGUGGCGCUGGGGCUCGGCAGCGCCCUGGCCGAGCUGGGCUGUGACGGAGCGGCGGCCGCGGCGCUGACCCGGGCUCGGGGGCGGCUCCAGCGCGGCGCGGUAGCCGCGGUUCUGCGAGGGGACGUGACCGGCCUGGGGGGCGUCCUGGGGGACACUCCGGCCGCGGUGGCAGCGCGGGUGACGGGGGAUGCGGCGGCGGCCCAUGGGGCUCUGGCCGACGAGCUGGUGCCGGCGCUGUGGGCGCUGGCCCGGGCAGGGGCUCUGCUGGCCGUGAUGGGCUCGCUGGCCCCGCUGCUGGCCCUGGGCACCCUCCUGCUGCUGCCCCUGCUCCUGCUGCUGCCGCGCCGCGUGGCCGCCACCCAGCAGGAGCUGGCGCGGGGGGCACAGGAGGCUCUGGCCGGUGCCACCGCAGUGGCCCUGGAGUCGCUGGGGGCCCUGGGGACUGUCCGGGCCUUCGGCCACGAGGCCGGAGUGACCGCCCGUGUCCGGCAGCGCCUGAGCCAUGGUCACCACCUGGAGAGCAGAGAGGCCCUGGCAUACGGGGUGGCACGUUGGGCCAGCGGGUUCCCCACACUGGUCCUGAAGCUGGGGCUGCUCCUCGGGGGGGGACACUUGGUGGCUUCAGGGACCAUGACCCCGGGGGAGCUGGUCACCAUCCUCAUGUGCCACCUGCAGUUCACCAGGGCUGUGGAGUUGCUGCUGUUGCACCUCCCGGUUCUGGCCAAGGCCGUUGGCUCCUCUGAGAUGCUCCUGGAGCUGCUGGACGAGGCCAAGGAGGUGGCAGCACUGGGGACACCAUCCCCUGUCACCCCCGGGGGCCAGAAGGGCUCUGGGACGCCGGGACUGCGUCUGGAGAACGUCUCCAUGACCUACCCCGGGCGGGCAGAGCCUAUCCUCAAGGGGGUGUCUCUGUCCGUGCGUCCCAGGGAGCUCGUGGCGGUGCUGGCGCCCCCUGGCGGCGGGAAGAGCUCCCUGGCGUUGGCCGCGCUGGGAGUGCGCCCUCUGGCGGCCGGGGCGGUGCUGCUGGACGGGGACCCCCUGGGCCCCCGCGCUGACCCCGCCCUGCGGAGACAGGUGGCCGGUGUCCCGCAAUCCCCAUCCCUCCUGUCCCGCUCCCUCCGUGCCAACAUCACGCUGGGCUGGGGACACGGGGAGGGGACGCAGGUGACACAGGUGACACGAGUGACGGCGGCGGCACGGCGGGUGGGGGUGCACGCCUGGGCCACGCGGCUGCCACAUGGCUAUGACACAGGUAAGACACGGGUGUCCCCCCGGUGUCCCCGCCACGUCCCUGUGGUGUCCCCAAGGUGUCCCCAGGGUGUCCCCGUAAUGUCCUCUCACCGUCCCCAAGGUUGUCCCUGUGACGUCCCCAAAGCCUCCUCACCACAUCCCACUCUGUCCCCUCCCCUCCCUGUUCCCUUGCUGUCCCUGUGGUGUCCUCUCACCAUCCCCGUAGUGUCCCCAGUGUGUCCCCACUGUGUCCCCAUAACGUCCCCUCAUCAUCCCUGUAGUGUCCCCUCAUCAUUCCCACACUGUCCCCACGGUGUCCCCUCCCUGCCCCCUCCCUGUCCCCAAAGGUGGGUGCAGGGUGGGUUCGGCUCCCCGGCGUGUCCCCAGCCUGUCCCCAGCAUGUCCCCAGCGUGUCCCCACGGUGUCCCCAGUGUGUCCCCUGUGUCCCCAGAGGUGGGCCCGCGGGGGAUGCAGCUCUCGGGGGGACAGGCGCAGGGGGUGGCCCUGGCCCGGGCCCUGCUCAGGACCCCCCGCCUGCUGGUGCUGGACGAGCCCACACGGGCACUCGACCCCGUGACCCGGCGCCAGGUGGGUCACAGCGCUGUCCCCGUGUCCCCUGGGUCCCCGUGUCCCCUUGGUCACUGCCCCUCACAUCCCCCGGGGGUCCCCUGGGUCACCACAUCCCCUACAUCCCUGUCCCCCCAAGUCCCCACUUCCCCUCCACGUCCCCCAUGUCCCCUGGGUCCCAAAUGCCAGUGUCCUAUGAGUCCGUGUCCCUUGGAUGCCAUGUCCCCACGUUCCCCGGGUCCCCACAUCCCCCACGGUCCCUGUGUCCCCACUCCCCAUGUCCCCCUAUCCCCUGGGUCCCCAUGUCCCCCUGUCCCCUGGGUCUCCCAUGUCCCAUGGAUCUCCGUGUCCCCCUGUCCCCUGGGUCCCCACUCCCCAGAUCCCCACCUGUGUCCCCCCAGUGUCCCCCCACCCAGGGGUCCCCUGACACCGCCAUGUCUCCCCCGACCCCGGGGUCCCCCCACUGCCCCUGAGCUCCCCCGUGUCCCCUGACCCCGCCGUGUCCCCCCCGUGUCCCCGCAGGUGGAGCAGGAGCUGCUGCGUCUCGGCGGUCCCGGGGCGGGGGAGGGGCCGGCGGUGCUGUUGGUGACAGGGC
Messenger RNA from Myiozetetes cayanensis, 3106 nucleotides. Its product is annotated as antigen peptide transporter 1-like. Gene Ontology annotation, biological process: transmembrane transport. The record is from RefSeq and is a predicted model, not a curated record. The transcript has 8 exons. Gene Ontology annotation, cellular component: membrane. Gene Ontology annotation, molecular function: ATP binding; ABC-type oligopeptide transporter activity; ATP hydrolysis activity. Bases 532 to 3003 code for a protein of 823 amino acids. NCBI's taxonomy places the organism in Eukaryota, Metazoa, Chordata, Aves, Passeriformes, Tyrannidae.